GGGUGCCUCAGCUGGGGUCCUGGGUUUGCAGGGCAGCAGCUGGGGGUCCGCCUGGUGGCUGGGAGCAGCCGCUGUAGCGGGACGGUGGAGGUCUGGCGACACUUGUCCUGGGAGCCGGUGUGCGGGGACUUCUGGAACUUCAGUGCAGCCGAGGCCGUGUGCAGGGCGCUGGGCUGCGGCGGGGUGGGUGCAAUCCCUUCGCUGACCCCGGAGGUGCCAUCGCUUCCUGCCGCGGAUAAUGCCAGCAGGGCCGCCAACACCACUAGGACCCUGGCGCCCGUGGUCCUGUGCAGCGGGGACACCACCGAGUGGUCGCACUGCCAGGUGGAGGACUUUGUGUGCAGUGGUCACGCAGGGCUAGCCCGGAUCACCUGUGCAGAGAACCGCGCGCUGAGGCUGGUGGGCGGCGGCCCCUGCGCGGGCCGCGUGGACUUGCUAGAGCGGGGCCAGUGGGGCUCCCUGUGCGACGACACGUGGGACCUGGCCGACGCCCACGUGGUGUGCAGGCAGCUGGGCUGCGGCUGGGCCAUCCAGGCACUGCCCGGCCUUCACUACCCUUCCGGCCAGGGUCCCAUCCACCGGGACCAGGUGAACUGCUCCGGGGCUGAAGCCUACCUGUGGGACUGUCCGGGGCUGCUGGGCGGCGGCUACUGUGGCCACAAGGAGGACGCGGGUGUGGUGUGCUCAGAGCACCAGUCCUGGCGCCUGACGGGAGGCGUGGAUGCCUGCGAGGGGCAGGCGGAGGUCCACUUCCGCGGGGUCUGGAACACCGUGUGUGACAGCGAGUGGUACUCACCGGAGGCUGGGGUGCUGUGCCGGGCCUUGGGCUGCGGGUCGGCGGUGCUGGUGCCCAAGGGGCUGCCCCACUCCCUGCCGGGAAGGAUGUACUACUCCUGCAGGGGUGAGGAGCCUACGCUCUCCAACUGCUCCUGGCGCUACAAUAACUCCAACCUCUGCAGCCAGUCUCAGGCAGCCAGGGUUGUCUGCUCAGAGUCCCGGAGGCUGCUCAAUCUCUCUACGUCUGAUGUCCCCGCAACGCUUUCGGCGGUCACAGUGGAACCUUCUGUGACUGAGAACCUGGAGGAGGGCCUGGACUCUCAGGAACUGAGGCUCCUUAUUCUUUGCAUCGUCCUGGGAACUCUCCUUCUUGCCUCCCUCACCGCCAUAGCUGUCAUCCUCUGGAAGAUUAGAGGGAAAUACGCCCUUCCUGUUACGGUCAACCACCAGCACCUGCCUGCCCCACCCCCAGCAGGCAUCAACAGCUAUCAGGACGCCCCCACCAUCAUCCCCAAAGAAGUUCCCAAGCUGUCCUUCCAAGCCCAGGCCCCGCCCCCUGAGGACCCGGCCUCCAGCUCCGACUCCGACUAUGAGCACUAUGACUUCAGUGCCCAGCCGCCCAUGGCUCUGAGCACCUUCUACAAUUCCCAGCGGCACCGCCCAACAGAGGAGGAGGUCCAGCAGAACCGGUUCCAGAUGCCCCCCCUGGAGGAGGAGCCACCUGCCAAUCUCCCCCCCACCCAACUCUGCAUUGCAGACUUCCCCUCUCUGGGCCCUCAGCACCACCGGGGGAGCUUCAGCGGGUCCAGCACCUCCUCCGGGGAGGACUAUUGCAAUAGCCCCCGUAGCCAAGAGUCGCCCUGGCCUCCCCUGGGGUUUCCCAUGGAGAGAUGCCCUUUCCUGGAGCAGCCCCCCAAUUUGGAGCUGGCUGGUUCCCAGGCAACUUUUUCAGGGCCCUCGGCUGACAACAGCUCCAGCACCUCGUCUGGCGAGUGGUACCAGAACGUCCAGCCACCGCCCCUGCCCCUAACCCCGCCAGAGGAGCAGUUCAGAUGCCCAGGGUCCCCCAGCCCCCAGCCCGCGUCUACUGACAAUGACGACUAUGAUGACAUCGGAGCAACCUAGACAGCCAUCGGGACCCCUCCUACUGGACACCUGCCCGCUUGCUGCCCCUGCACUGCCCUGUGCUCCCGGCUCUCCUCUGAGGACCAAGACCCACCCAGAUAGUGAAGGCGACCCCCACCCGCUUCUGGCCCAGCCCUCCCCACCCCCAUCCACUGCCUCUAAGAGAGAAAGAGCAUUGGAUCCCCAGUGGGGGUGGGGGGCGGUGUGGCUCAGACCAGCCUCCUCCGCUGGGCACUGGGGCUGCUGGGUGGAGGCAGGGUUGGGCAGGCAUGACGGCUCGGACCCAGGCUUUACUGGGCUCGGUAACUGCCCUUGGGCAGGGCGUCCAGCUUUUGGGGUACCAGCAGGAAGGCUGCUCUCCCUGCACCCCAGGGGGCCAGCCCUGCUAUUGGAGCCCCUCAGAGCCCCCCCCCCCCGGGACGCAACCCUAUCUCCUGUAAUGGACAAGAUGGCGUCAGGCCAGCCCCCUCCCCACCACCCUAACUGGAAUUGGGCCUCAUUCCUUGUGGGAGCAGGCUGCAGGGAUUCUGUCUAGGGGCUGAGGCUUUGCAGAUGUGUGAUGGGCCCCAGGAGCCGUGACCUGCCUGGACAGCAUCUGGGUGGGGUGGGGUGGGGGGGGGGCUCAAGCCCAACUUCCGGGGUCCAGAGUCACCAGAGAUUAAACUGAC
This is a messenger RNA of Erinaceus europaeus (western European hedgehog), 2570 nucleotides long. RefSeq names its product CD6 molecule (gene CD6). NCBI's taxonomy places the organism in Eukaryota, Metazoa, Chordata, Mammalia, Eulipotyphla, Erinaceidae. The record is from RefSeq and is a predicted model, not a curated record. Gene Ontology annotation, cellular component: membrane. The annotation marks the transcript as partial. The transcript is spliced from 11 exons.